Drechmeria coniospora is the source of this 1053-nucleotide messenger RNA. RefSeq names its product homocitrate synthase. The coding region runs from base 1 to 1053 and encodes 350 amino acids. The record is from RefSeq and is a predicted model, not a curated record. The transcript is spliced from 2 exons. NCBI's taxonomy places the organism in Eukaryota, Fungi, Ascomycota, Sordariomycetes, Hypocreales, Ophiocordycipitaceae.
AUGCCUCUGCACCUGCUCGGCAAGAAAUCAUGGCACGUAUACAACGCCGAUAAUGUGGCACGCGUUCGCCGCGACGAGGCCGCGGCCAAGGCAGCCGAAGAGGCGGAAGAACAGCGGAUGCAAGAGAUUGAUGGGCAGCGACGGCUAGCCAUCCUACGGGGAGAGGCACCACCCCCACUUGACGACGAGCCAGAGAAGGAGUCUCCCAAGAUCCCAUCCUCGACGGGAAGGGCUCGUGGCGAUGGCAAGGGCGGCACCCGACGGGCAAGGAAGCGACACGGCGAGGACGAUACCGACUUUGAGCUGCGGCUGGCGAGGGAGAGGAACGAAGUGGGUCACGUCGCACGCGAGGCAGCAAACAAAUCGUUGGGUUCGGUAUCCAUCGUCGAUGACGCAGGUCACAUUGAUCUGCUGGGCGACGAGCGACGCAGAGCCCAGGGCGGGAAAAACCAAGAGGCCGAGGAGGAGUCCCGAAAGAAGCAGCGGGAGUACGAGGACCAGUACCGAAUGCGGCUCUCCAGCGCAGGCGGCAAGGAUGGCGUCAACCAGAAACCAUGGUACUCGCACACCGACCUAGCUGCGGUGGAGGCUCCGUCGAAGAACGCCUUCGGGAACGAGGAUCCACGUCGCAAGGAGCGCGACGCGAUGCGGUUGGCGACGAACGAUCCUCUGCUCAUGAUGAAGCAAGGUUCCACCCGUGUGCGGGAGCUGAAGCGGGAGCGCCGGGAUGCGGAGCUGGAGCGUCAAAAGGAGCUCAAGCAGCUGCGCAGGGAGAAUCGGCGUCGAGAUGAGGAGAGACGACGUCAAGGCAGAAGCCGCAGGCAUCGUUCUCGUUCGCCCUCUCCUGUGACAAGACGAUUACAUCGGCAAAGGUCUCGUUCGCGCUCACCUGUGAGGCGAUCGCAUCGAGAGAGCGAGAGGUCGCACGAGCGUCGCGAUGAUGAGGAACAAAGGCACGGCGACAGAAGCAGACGAAGAGAUGAGGAUUCGCGCCGGCGCCGGCGCAGCUCUCCAGGUGACGGGGAGCGCCGGGCACAUGGGCAUGACGGAUGA